UGCUGAAAAGCCCGCUGGAUCCUCCACUGACCUGCUGUUCUUUCCUGCUCUCCUCGCGGUUUUUUUCCACAUUUAGAUUAAAAACAAAGCCCACCCUCUCUAUCUCUCUUUUCUCCCCUCCCUCCUCUCUUCUUCUUUUCCUCUUUUCUGCGGCAGAUUCAGUGUGUGAGAGAGAGAGGCUGAAGAGGAGGGAAAAAGCAGAGACUAUUUGCACGGAGCUGAGUGUGUGUUUAUGUUUGUAUGUCUCUCCAUUGGUCGGCUGGGUGAAGGGGCACCAGGAGGAGAGGGAAGCCUGCCUGGAUGAAAUUCUCGGUGUCACUACGUGUGGACCUUGACUGAUCCCAGGGUGAGGAAAAGGGAGAGAGACACUGAGGAGAGGUGGGGUAAUUGAGACUUUCACUGUGAGAAGAAGAAGAAGAAGAAGAAGAAGAAGAAGAAGAAGGAGGAGGUCAAGUCUGGUGCUUCGUUUUAUCAUGACAUUAGUGGGAGAGCGAAGCGACGGAUUGAGCGCUCUUCAGUUGUGUGUCAACAGGAAUUCGCCCUAGAAAAGAAAAAAACACAAGACUCUGGAAGUAGACUGCUGCCUUCAACCCAGCUAAGGAGCAGGACUUACAGAGAGUGUGUGUGUGUGUAACCGGUGGAGGGCAGAGGAGUGGAGGGCCAGGGGACGAACCUGGCCAUCAAACGGACUGGCAGCCUCCCCUCUCCUGGGAUCAUGUACCCUCAGGGCAGGCAUCCGGUUCCUUUACAACCCGGCCAGUCUUUCAAAUUCACCGUCCUGGAGACCCUGGACCGUAUCAAGGAGGAAUUCCAGUUCCUCCAGGCGCAGUAUCACAGCCUGAAACUGGAGUGUGAGAAGCUGGCCAGUGAGAAGACGGAGAUGCAGAGGCACUACAUCAUGUACUACGAGAUGUCCUACGGUCUCAACAUUGAGAUGCACAAACAGGCGGAGAUUGUGAAGCGUCUCAGUGCCAUCUGCGCUCAGAUCAUCCCUUUCCUCUCUCAAGAGCACCAGCAACAGGUGGUCCAAGCAGUGGAGAGGGCCAAGCAGGUCACUAUGGCUGAACUGAACGCCAUCAUCGGGCAGCAGCAGCUCCAGCACCUGUCUCACCACACCCCCGGCAUCCCCCUCACGCCUCACCCCUCAGGCCUCUCCCUGGGGGCGGGGGGGUCAGGGCUGCUGGCACUGACCGGCGCCCUGGGGGUCUCGGCCCACCUCGCCUCCAAAGAUGAGCGAAACCACCUCGACGCCGAACAUCUCAGAGAGGGAGCGCCCAGCAGGAGUAAGUCAGUGUCAUCAACAGACAGUCAGCCCAAUGAGGAGCGGCAGGGCCCGUCAGGAGGCUACUCCUCCUCUCAGGGAGGAGCCGAGGCCAAGAGGAGGCGCUGCGACGACAAGGAGCCUCUCCCUCCACACUCCUAUGACAGUGAUGGAGACAAGAGUGAAGACAAUCUCGUAGUGGACGUCUCCAAUGAAGAGCCGAACUCCCCUGCCGGCAGCCCCCCCCACUCGCCCCACGGGAACGGGCUGGACCGGGCUCCCACUCUGAGGAAAGAGCUGCCGGGCUCCUCUAGCGCCGGAGACGCCCCCUCCCCCCCGAACCCCCGCAGCCCCACCCCGGGGAAGUCCAAGGACUCUGCCCAGUCUCAGUCUCCAUUGUCCAAGUCUGGCACCCCGUCCCCGUCCCACCGAGAGGCCCUGACCCCCGGAGCCCCGGGCCCCAGCACCUCCUGCCUGCGUCUGGUCAGCAAAGCAGCUUCCAGUGCAGACCCUCUAGCUCUCCGCAGUCCCAUGUCUGUGCCCCCCGGUUCAUACCCAGCUCAUUUUGGCGUGGUGUCCCACGCAGGACUGAACGGAGAGCUGGCCAGCCCAGGAGGCUUCGGGGGGGCUCUGACUCUCUCUCCACAGAUCAGCGCUGCAGCCAACGCCUACUCCCGCAGCCCCAUGGUGGCGUAUGAGUCUCGGUCUCACCUGAGGGCCCCGGGGCUGUCCUCCUCUCUGCCUGGUUCCUCUGGGGGCAAACCAGCCUACUCGUUCCAUGUGAGCGCAGACGGCCAGAUGCAGCCGGUUCCCUUCCCCCCCGACGCCCUGCUGGGCCCGGGGAUCCCUCGGCACGCCCGUCAGAUCCACACCCUGAACCACGGAGAGGUGGUGUGUGCCGUCACCAUCAGCACCUCCACCCGCCACGUCUACACCGGAGGAAAGGGCUGCGUGAAGGUGUGGGACAUCAGCCAGCCGGGGAGCAAGAGCCCCAUGGCGCAGCUGGACUGUCUGAACAGGGAUAACUACAUCCGCUCCUGUAAAAUCCUCCCUGACGGACGGACCCUGAUCGUGGGGGGGGAGGCCAGCACGCUGUCCAUCUGGGACUUGGCCACGCCCACUCCUCGCAUCAAGGCGGAGCUGACGUCGUCGGCGCCCGCCUGCUACGCUCUGGCCAUCUCCCCCGACAACAAGGUCUGCUUCUCCUGCUGCAGCGACGGGAACAUCGUGGUCUGGGACCUCCACAACCAGACGCUGGUCAGGCAGUUCCAGGGCCACACGGACGGAGCGAGCUGCAUCGACAUCUCCAACGACGGCACCAAGCUGUGGACGGGGGGGCUGGACAACACGGUCCGCUGCUGGGACCUCCGGGAGGGACGGCAGCUGCAGCAGCACGACUUCACCUCGCAGAUCUUCUCUCUGGGUUACUGUCCGACAGGCGAGUGGCUGGCUGUGGGAAUGGAGAGCAGUAACGUGGAAGUCCUGCAUGUCUCCAAACCUGACAAGUACCAGCUGCACCUCCACGAGAGCUGUGUUCUCUCUCUCAAGUUCGCCUCCUGUGGCAAGUGGUUCGUGAGCACAGGAAAAGACAAUCUGUUGAAUGCAUGGAGGACACCAUAUGGAGCGAGUAUUUUCCAGUCGAAGGAGUCCUCGUCCGUGCUGAGCUGUGACGUCUCCCCCGACGAUAAGUACAUCGUGACGGGCUCCGGGGACAAGAAGGCCACGGUGUACGAGGUGGUGUACUGAGGACGGGAGGGGACACACAGGACGGAGAUUUCAUGUUUGGUUUUUUUUUGGAGCAACUGCAUCACCUUAGACCUCCCGACCCGAACCCCUUAUACAGCCCCCAUCUCCCCCUUAUCUCCUGUGAUAUAAGCUACUAUGGAAGCUCCAAAAUGCCUCCUCCCCCCCUCCCCUUCUUCCACUUUUAGCCCAAGGAUGCGGCAUGAUAGCAGAGAGAGAGAAAGGAAAGCAGCGAGAUAAGAAAGGACAAAGAAAAAGGGCGGUGGAGCGUAGAGAUAAAGUCAGCAGGGAAAGACAAGAAGGAGGAGAGAAAGUGAGAGAGGAAGAGGAAGGAGGGGGGGGGGGGGUAAUUAGGGCUGUUUCCUGAUUAAGAGCUCAGUGGAAGGGAGGCCCCCAGAGGAGGCAGCCAGGAGCCCUGAUACCACACAAUCGAUUCAUUAGCCAGACAGUGGAGGCCUUAAUGAGGCUGACGCCGCAGCCCCCCCCCCCCCCC
Molecule: messenger RNA, 3497 nt
Organism: Trematomus bernacchii (emerald rockcod)
Lineage: Eukaryota; Metazoa; Chordata; Actinopteri; Perciformes; Nototheniidae
Gene: tle2b
Product: TLE family member 2, transcriptional corepressor b
Biological process (GO): negative regulation of canonical Wnt signaling pathway; regulation of DNA-templated transcription
Cellular component (GO): nucleus; transcription regulator complex
Molecular function (GO): protein binding; transcription corepressor activity
Source: RefSeq, a predicted model, not a curated record